Messenger RNA from Dentiscutata erythropus, 219 nucleotides. Lineage: Eukaryota; Fungi; Glomeromycota; Glomeromycetes; Diversisporales; Gigasporaceae. The record is from the annotation of a GenBank genome assembly.
ACGUUGAGUGAGGAUAUUGCUGAUGAUUAUUUUGAAUAUCUAAAAAAGAAAGAAGAGCUUCAAAGAGAGCUAGAAAGAUUAAAAUUUGGUGGAUUAAAAGAAAACAAUGAUUUAGCAGUUGAAAAGGAGGAAGACAAAGCAAAAGCAGAAACUAAUGUUGGAAUUAUUAACAUUCAAGAAUUGAUUACCCGACUUCAAGAUAAAAAAAAACAAGAAUAA